Molecule: messenger RNA, 2164 nt
Organism: Cynara cardunculus var. scolymus (artichoke)
Lineage: Eukaryota; Viridiplantae; Streptophyta; Magnoliopsida; Asterales; Asteraceae
Product: geranylgeranyl transferase type-2 subunit alpha 1-like
Exons: 8
Coding region: 1-2073 (690 amino acids)
Biological process (GO): protein geranylgeranylation
Cellular component (GO): cytoplasm; Rab-protein geranylgeranyltransferase complex
Molecular function (GO): protein binding; Rab geranylgeranyltransferase activity
Source: RefSeq, a predicted model, not a curated record
AUGCACGGAAGACCGAGGAAAUCUGCGACACCAGUAGACGAGAAUGCAUCAGCUCUCAAGGCUGCUAAGAUUCGAUCUCUUCAAUCUCAAUUUCUUCAAAAUCAUCACAACAAGAUUUACACUAAAGAAGCCCUUGAAAUCAAUGCGAAGCUUAUCGAGGUUAAUCCUGAGUUUAUGACCGCUUGGAAUUAUCGAAAACUGGCAUUUGAGCAUAGUCUCAGUAGUCAAUCUGAGGCUGAAAAGGGAGAUUCGGAUCAUAUCAAAUCAAUCAUCGAUGAAGAAUUGCGAGUUGUAGAGAAUGCAUUAAGGAAGAAUUUCAAGUCGUACGGAGCUUGGCAUCACCGUAAAUGGGUGGUAAGCAAAGGAAAUUCUUCAACAGAGAGGGAAUUGAGGCUUUUAAAUCUGUUCCAGAAGCAAGACACCCGCAAUUUCCAUGCAUGGAACUACCGAAGAUUCAUAGCAGGCAUGAAGAGCAUAUCGGAGGAGAAGGAGCUACAGUUUACAACAGAUAUGAUAAAUGAUAACUUCAGUAAUUAUUCUGCAUGGCAUAAUCGUAGUGUACUCUUAUCUCAUCUGCUGGAGAAAAAGGUCGAAGGAUAUUUUCCAAAGGAAACCUUUUUAACAGAGGAGUAUGAGUUUGUACGCAAUGCAGUUUUCACUGACCCAGAUGAUCAAAGUGGGUGGUUCUAUCAUCUCUGGCUUCUGGAUCAAACUAUUAAACUCGACAUGCCUAUUUUAGCUUCGUUCUGGCCUCCUCCUGGUUCUGAUCUUAAUGUACCAAUAGAUCUAGAUGCUAAUAAAGCGACCUUUCCUGUCAUUCUCUAUUUUAAUGAACCUGUUGAAGGUGUAAGCUCUCAAACAAUUACCGUUCAAACUGAGUAUGACAUACAUGAUAAUAUUACUUGGAGUCCACUUUCAACAAAUAAAUUUGGAUGUGCUCUAGCCUGGGUGACACAUAUGAGAAUACCCCAUGAGGAACUUGACUCAUCAAAGACCUAUCAAGUGAAAAUUAGCUCUGAACAUUCCCAAGGCAUAACUUCUUUGAGUGGUGUUUCGCUUAACCGACCCUGGUCUUUUGCAUUUACUGUUUCUGUAUGCCAGCAUCUGCAACCUGCUGAAGGACAGAGUUUAGGGAGGUUGUCAUUGACAGAUGAAAAUUUCUGUACAAUUGACACAAAUUUGAACAUGACAGCCUUGCUUAAAUCAGCUUUUCAGUUCACAAAUGAUGAUGAGCAACCGACGUCAUCAAAAUGGAAGUCUGAGAUAAUAGCUAGCGAAAUAUCUCAAUACCGAGAAUUAUUAUCAUGGGCAGAGUGUAAAAUUGGGAAGCUUACACUUGCGAGAUUAUUGGUGGCUUAUGAUGCCAUGAUAACCGGCACUCAGUUUACUCCAAGUAUUGCGGAGGAAGUUUUGCAACUAUUAACGGAAUUGAUGAAGUUAGACCCCCCACAUUACCAAUAUUACAAGGAUGAAUACAGCUUGAUUUUGUUAAAGCAGGUGACUUCUAGCAAGGAAUCUUUGCUGAAAUAUUGCUGGCAAUAUAAAGAGUCAACUUCUUUGAAUAUCACUGGUCCUACGUGUUUGAGAUUGAAUUCUCUAUCAUUGUCGCGAAUUGGAUCCAUUGAGCAGUUGUUGUGGGUGCAAAGUCUUGAUCUCAGCCAUAACCAGCUUCAUUCUAUAGAAGGAUUGGAGGCUUUGCAGCUUUUGUCAUGCUUAAACCUUAGUCACAAUAAACUCGGCAGCUUCAUGGCUUUAGACCCUUUGAGAUUCUUGAAGUCACUGAGAAUAUUGGAUAUCUCCCAUAACGAGAUCGGUGCACACACUGUGGACACAAAGAGAUAUCUGUGCUCAUCUCCUCUAUCGCAUAAGGUUGCUUUCGAUAAGAACUUCGAAGAAUUCGCAAAUGGUGAUGCUAAAGUGAUGGACUUCUGGGAACCCUUCUCAAUUUUUGGAGGUCUAAAUUUGAUUCAGCUGGAUAUUAUGGGCAAUGCUGCUGUGGAUGAAAGGUUUGUUUUAUUUUUGGUUAAAUUGUUGCCUGCACUUAAAUGGCUUAAUGGUGAAGAAUUGCAUUAGCUAGUAAUUUGUUUGCAUUGUCUUACCUUCCUGUACUCUUAUGCAUAGUUAUAUGCAUUUUUAUACAUAAGUAUCAUCUUCAUUUUCUCUA